GGCUGGGCGCCACCUGUGAUCAUGGCUGCGCUGCUGAGUAGCUCGUCUUUGCGGCGGCUGCAGAUCGUCCUGUCGAUUCUGAAACCCGGGAACCAGGUCCGCCGUGCCGGGCCUGGAGCCGCAUUCGGGCUGGCCCUAGCAGCGCAGACAGGCAUUCCUGCCAGAAGCCCGUCUGCAGCUGGCCAGAGUCCAUGAGAAGCCAUGUACCUAAAGGCCUGCCUAGGGACCAAGGCCUUCUCUGCGGACUCCUGAGACCAGCCGCGCCCUUAGGAACACUGCCAGUGCAGCCGAAGGCCCAGGUUGCCCCUCUGGAUCUGCUGAGUUCCUGAAAAAUGGCUCCAGGCUCUGUGUCCCGGUUGCUCAUCCUCGCAUGUCAUUGUGUGAAUCUCCCGCAUCAGCCUGCACCUGGCACCACUGGCGUCCAGCUUACCAGCACCUCCAUAACCUCGGGCAAAGUAGCUGUGAAUGGGGUCCAUUUGCACUAUCAGCAGACUGGAGAGGGAGAGCACGCAGUCCUGCUGCUUCCUGGAAUGUUGGGAAGUGGAGAGACUGAUUUUGGACCCCAGAUUAAGAACCUGAGUAAGAAGCUCUUCACAGUGGUUGCCUGGGAUCCCCGAGGAUAUGGACAUUCCAGACCCCCAGACCGAGAUUUCCCAGUGGACUUUUUUGAAAGGGAUGCAAAAGAUGCUGUUGAUUUGAUGAAGACGCUGAAGUUUAAGAAGGUGUCUCUGCUGGGGUGGAGUGAUGGUGGCAUUACAGCUCUCAUUGCAGCUGCAAAAUAUCCGUCGUAUAUCAGCAAGAUGGUGAUCUGGGGAGCCAAUGCCUACGUGACUGAUGAAGAUGAGGCGAUUUAUCAGGGUAUCCGAGAUGUUUCUAAAUGGAGUGAGAAAACAAGAAAACCUCUCGAAACCUUGUAUGGCUACGACUACUUUGCCAAAACCUGUGAGAAGUGGGUGGAUGGCAUAAAACAAUUUAAACAUCUUCCAGAUGGGAAUAUCUGUCGGCACUUGCUGCGGCUCGUUCAGUGCCCCACCUUAAUCGUGCACGGGGAGAAGGAUCCGCUGGUCCCACGGUUCCACGCCGACUUCAUACACGAACGCGUGAGAGGGUCGCGGUUGCAUCUGAUGCCAGAAGGCAAGCACAACCUGCAUCUACGUUUUGCAAAUGAAUUCAAUAAGUUAGCAGAAGACUUCUUACUGGAGAAAUCCCCCUGAGAACAGCAGGGACCUGGAGAUUCCUGACUGUGGGGCUUGAGCCUUAUGCUGCCUUUGAAACACUGCUGUCACUCCUCAGUUCACCUGCCUUCCCAUGCUUUCUGCUCCUCCCUGCAAACUGCUCCUGGUCAAAUAGAAAUAAUGACAUAUUAAAAUGUCUUCUAGCUCUAAGUGCUAUAAAAUUUAAAGCUGAUUUUUUUUAACAUUAAAGAAUUUCUACCAUUGACUUAAAAAAUGAA
Molecule: messenger RNA, 1453 nt
Organism: Ailuropoda melanoleuca (giant panda)
Lineage: Eukaryota; Metazoa; Chordata; Mammalia; Carnivora; Ursidae
Gene: BPHL
Product: biphenyl hydrolase like
Exons: 8
Coding region: 333-1214 (293 amino acids)
Molecular function (GO): serine hydrolase activity
Source: RefSeq, a predicted model, not a curated record